CGCGGCCGGUGACGCGGCUCUGGCUCCGUGACCGCGCGGGAGCCACAGCCGGGCUCCGAGCGCUGUCGCCACCAUGCGGGCCGAGGGCCGCGGCGGCCUGGAGCGCUUCUGCAGCCCGGGCAAGGGUCGGGGGCUGCGCGCUCUGCAGCCGUUCCAGGUGGGCGACCUGCUCUUCUCCUGCCCGGCCUAUGCCUGCGUGCUCACUGUCGGCGAGCGCGGCAGCUUCUGCGAGCACUGCUUCGCCAGGAAAGAAGGAUUGUCGAAAUGUGGAAGAUGCAAGCAGGCAUUUUACUGCAAUGUGGAGUGUCAGAAAGAAGAUUGGUCCAUGCACAAGCUGGAAUGUUCUCCCAUGGUUGUUUUUGGGGGAAACUGGACUCCCUCGGAGACUGUACGGUUGACAGCAAGGAUUCUGGCCAAACAGAAAAUCCAUCCAGAGAGAACACCUUCCGAGAAAUUGUUAGCCGUGAAGGAAUUUGAAUCGCAUCUGGACAAGCUGGACAAUGAGAAGAGGGAUUUGAUUCAGAGCGACAUCGCCACACUGCACCAGUUCUACUCCAAGCACCUUGGGCUCCCCGACCAUGACAGCCUGGUGGUGCUCUUCGCACAGGUUAACUGCAAUGGCUUCACGAUUGAAGAUGAAGAACUUUCCCAUUUGGGAUCAGCGAUAUUUCCUGAUGUUGCGCUGAUGAAUCAUAGCUGCUGCCCCAAUGUCAUUGUGACCUACAGGGGGACCCUGGCAGAAGUGCGGGCGGUACAGGAGAUCCACCCCGGCGAAGAGGUGUUCACCAGCUACAUCGACCUCCUGUACCCGACGGAGGACAGGAACGACCGCCUCAGGGACUCCUACUUCUUCACGUGCGAGUGCCGGGAGUGCAGCACCAAGGGCCAGGACCAGGCCAAGCUGGAAAUCCGGAAGCUCAGCGACCCCCCCAGGGCGGAGGCCGUCCGUGACAUGGUCAGGUACGCGCGCGGCGUCAUCGAGGAGUUCCGGAGAGCCAAGCACUACAAAUCCCCUAGCGAGCUUCUGGAGAUCUGCGAGCUGAGCCAGGAGCAAAUGAGCUCGGUGUUCGAGGACAGCAACGUGUACAUGCUGCACAUGAUGUACCAGGCCAUGGGCGUGUGCCUGUACCUUCAGGACUGGGAGGGCGCCCUGAGGUACGGCCAGAAGAUCAUCAAGCCCUACAGCAAGCACUACCCUCUGUACUCGCUCAACGUGGCCUCCAUGUGGCUGAAGCUGGGGCGCCUGUACCUGGGCCUGGAGAACAGGGCUGCUGGCGAGAAGGCCCUCAAGAAGGCCCUGGCCAUCAUGGAAGUCGCCCACGGCAAAGAUCACCCGUACAUUUCCGAGAUCAGACGGGAAAUUGAGAGCCGCUGAACCCACGCCUGGCCGUUCCCACGCAAGAGCCCUACAGGGUGGGAACACGCCUUGCACUUCGCCCCUGCCGGGCCACUCGGAGGCUGCCUCCAUGGACCGAGCCCAGACUCGCUGCGCUGCGAUGCUUGCUUUCCCCGAGGUCAGGGGUUCAUACAUCGUGUCCUGCCGAUGGUUUUUAAAGCGCAGUUUUUUCCCUUCAUGCCUACUGCAGUGCUGCAGACAAACUCGAAUGAUGAGAGAAUAAAAGCCACACGUUGCCCGG
Messenger RNA from Heterocephalus glaber (naked mole-rat), 1637 nucleotides. It is a transcript of the gene Smyd2, whose product is annotated as SET and MYND domain containing 2. Gene Ontology annotation, molecular function: protein-lysine N-methyltransferase activity; protein binding; histone methyltransferase activity. Gene Ontology annotation, cellular component: nucleus. The record is from RefSeq and is a predicted model, not a curated record. Lineage: Eukaryota; Metazoa; Chordata; Mammalia; Rodentia; Bathyergidae.